Messenger RNA from Saprolegnia parasitica CBS 223.65, 1385 nucleotides. RefSeq lists its product as hypothetical. Gene Ontology annotation, molecular function: aspartic-type endopeptidase activity. Lineage: Eukaryota; Oomycota; Saprolegniomycetes; Saprolegniales; Saprolegniaceae. The transcript has 9 exons. The record is from RefSeq and is a predicted model, not a curated record. The coding region runs from base 52 to 1317 and encodes 421 amino acids. Gene Ontology annotation, biological process: proteolysis.
CGUCUGGCGAUCGGGUUGCCUAUUUAUAAAUCCUCAUUGACUGACGGCGCGAUGCGUGCUGCGCUGGUCGUCUCCUGCGCACUCGCCUCGGCGACCCGUCCGCUCGUCCGCAUCCCACUCGUGAACCUGGACCAGCUUCAAUUCUACGGCAGCAUCCACGUUGGGUCGCCGCCCCAGGCCUUCCGCGUCAUCUUCGACACGGGCUCGAGCGACGUGUGGGUCCCCAGCCAAGACUGCAUCGCGUGUUCGGGCUCUGCUCGCUACAACCGGUCGGCGUCGUCCCCCUUUGCCGACGAGAGGUAUCGUUUCCAAGCCUUUUAUGGCAGCGGUGCCGUCGCAGGCGAUGUCUUCUCGGACGCCAUCGCCUUGCCCGGCGCGUCGCAUGCGCCUCUGCUGCGCAUGGGCAGCGUCACGACGCAAGACGCCCAUAUCCAAAAGUUUGCCUCCGAAGGCAUUGUCGGUCUCGGGUUUCCGACACUCGCUUCGAUCUCGGCGCCAACGUUCUUGGAAGCGCUCGAGAUUGAGAUCUUCUCGCUCUACAUUAGCCCUCUCCCGACCUCUCCGAUCCCGUCGCAGCUGCUUUUGCAUGGUGUCGACGACGCCCUCGCCGGGCCCAACGCGACGUGGCACGAGAUUCCGCUGGCCGACGCGCCGUCGACAGAUGGUUUUUGGGUCGUCCGAUUAGGCGGCAUCCGCCUGCACGACGUCUCUCUUCAACGCGCCGCCACCGUGGCGAUCCUCGACUCUGGCACGUCGCUUCUGCUGCUCCCGCACAUGGAGUACGCGUCCGUGGUCGCUCGCCUAUGUGCAGUAGUCCCAGCCCUCGACGGCUGCGACGUCGGCCACGUGUCUUGCUCGUCGUGUGACCACACGUCGUUUCCGCCGCUUACGUUCACCCUCGGCAGCACGGCUUUUACACUCCAAGGCUCCGACUACGUUCGCUGCGAGCUCAACGUGUGCACACCGCAGAUCGAGACGAGCGCCAACGCGUUCGUCGUCCUCGGCGAUAUCUUUUUUCGGGCAUACUAUACGGCCUUUGAUGUCAAGAAACGGAGCGUUCGACUCGCGUGUCCAGCAAGUGGCUGCCACGGCGGCCAGCGGCCGCCGCUCUUACUCUCCCCCUUUGUACGUUCUGCGUCGUCGAUGUGCUUGCAUGCUCAAAUGUGCACGCAGUUGUCCUGGGUGCUCUACGCCUCGGUGCUGUACACCAAGGCCUUUGGCCUCGCGCUCAGCGUCGUAAGCUCCAAGUGGCUCUUCGACCGCACGCUUCGGAGGCGCACCAAGCAGCCCCCAGGGCUUCUGAGCGGCAUCGUUUAGAAAGCGGCCAUUCGCCUCUUGAAUACUACAGCUGCAAUCGUUUUUGGCUCGGAAAAGUUGACCUACCG